Molecule: messenger RNA, 945 nt
Organism: Cornus florida
Lineage: Eukaryota; Viridiplantae; Streptophyta; Magnoliopsida; Cornales; Cornaceae
Product: transcription factor MYB46-like
Exons: 3
Coding region: 1-945 (314 amino acids)
Source: RefSeq, a predicted model, not a curated record
AUGGGUGGUCACCACACUUGCUGCAAUCAACAGAAAGUGAAGAGAGGGCUUUGGUCACCUGAGGAAGAUGAAAAGCUUAUUAGAUUCAUCACCACUCAUGGCUAUGGCUGUUGGAGUGAAGUUCCUGAGAAAGCUGGGCUCCAAAGAUGCGGCAAGAGUUGUCGCCUGAGAUGGAUCAACUACUUGAGACCUGAUAUUAGAAGAGGAAGAUUCACUCCUGAGGAGGAGAAGUUGAUUAUCACCCUUCAUGCCGCUGUAGGCAACAGAUGGGCUCACAUUGCUAGCCAUUUGCCUGGGAGAACAGACAACGAAAUCAAGAACUACUGGAAUUCGUGGAUCAAAAAGAAGAUACGAAAGCCGUCGCCCCCAUCAACAACUACUGCUACACCUAGUAAUACCAAUCAGCAUUCCCUAUUUGGUACUAGUACUUAUGCUGAGAAUCAACCAAAUUUCUUGAGUCACGAUCAUCAUCUGGCGGCAACGUCAAACCCACCGGUUCAAGAUACCCUAUUUUCUUCCCCUAGUCCCUUAUUCAUGUUCGAAACCGGUUCAGUAGUACUUGAUGGGAUAGAUGGUGACCGUGAUCAUAGAAGGACCGAGCUUUUCCAUGAACCGGCAGGGUUGAAUUCGGGAACUUGGCAUCCUAACCAACAAGAAGUUCAAGCACAAGUACUUCCCCCUCCACCAUCUAAUUUUACAACAGGUGGUAUGAACACCAACUAUAUGCCGCCAUUUUGUAGUAUGAAUGAGGAAGUAGAGCUUGCUCUGGAAUGCUUUCAAAGACAGCAGCAAUCAAAUGAAUGGGUUGAUCAUCAAGAAUCCCAACACUGCCCAAGCUUUCUGUUUUGGGACCAGGGUGAAGGACAAGUACUGAGUGGGCAAGAAAUGGCGCCAACCUCAUCAAACAUUGGAGCUAUGCUAUCUUCUUACCCUUCAUCUUUAUGA